This is a messenger RNA of Astyanax mexicanus (Mexican tetra), 3314 nucleotides long. It is a transcript of the gene dipk1ab, whose product is annotated as divergent protein kinase domain 1Ab. The transcript has 5 exons. The coding region runs from base 283 to 1572 and encodes 429 amino acids. The record is from RefSeq and is a predicted model, not a curated record. NCBI's taxonomy places the organism in Eukaryota, Metazoa, Chordata, Actinopteri, Characiformes, Acestrorhamphidae.
GAUGAUGUGAGUGAGUGAGUGAAGAUGGGUGUUUCUGUCUCGCGCUUUUGUCUCCACCUGGCGGCGGUGCGGCGGUUUGGGCGCUGCUGGAGCUCCGCUGCUGUUCCGCGGAGUGGAGGGGAUUCCGGUUAGUGCGAGAGCUCGGGCUCGCGCGUGUCUCCGUUCAGCUCUUCUUUAAACGGCUGGAGAGAGCGGGUAUCGCGGUGUGCAGGCUGUUGCGCUGUGAUUAUUGUUAUUAAUAACAGUGAUCAGCUCGGCGCUGGGAGAUGUGGUGUCUCCGUCAUGGCCCGGAGUCUGAGUCCAUGGCUGUGGCUGAGGAAGCCCAUCUACAUCCAGGCCCGGUUCUCCUACCUCCACAUGAAGUACCUGUUCUUCUCCUGGCUGGCGGUGUUCGUGGGGAGCUGGGUGGUGUAUGUGGAGUACUCCUCCUACACUGAGCUGUGCCGGGGACAUGAGUGCAAGAACGCUAUAUGUGAUAAGUUCCGGAGAGGGGUGAUCGAUGGAACAGCAUGCAGCAGUCUGUGUGAAAAGGAUACGCUUUAUUUUGGGAAGUGUCUGUCUGCCAAGCCCAGUAACCAGGUUUAUUCUGGAAGCUGGGGAGAUAUGGAGGGCAUCAUUAAGUGCCACAUGGAGGAAGUUCAUCACUAUGACCUGGCAGCAGAACUGGAGCCCAGAAAAGAACCAGUUUCCUUUAACAGGCCCACUAAAGGCACAUCUGUGGAGAAGUUUAAGGAAAUGGUCAUGAGCCAUUUAAAGGUAAAGGUGGGUGACCAGGCUAAUCUACUGGACUUGGUGGCGUUGGUUCUCGGGGUGGCCGACGCCGAUAAGGACGGUCAGAUCUCGCUGGCGGAGGCUCGCUCGGCCUGGGCUCUGCUGCAGCUGAACGAGUUCCUGCUGGCGGUGGUGCUGCAGGGCCGGGAGCACACCCCCAGACUGCUGGGCUUCUGCGGGGACCUGUACGUGAUGGAGAAGGUGCCCUACGCCCCCCUGUACGGCAUCAGCCUGCCCUGGGUGGUGGAGCUGUGGAUCCCGGCCGGCCUGCGCCGCAGCAUGGACCAGUGGGCGUCGCCCUCGUGGCCCCGCAAGGCCAAGAUCGCCAUAGGCCUGCUGGAGCUCGUGGAGGACGUGUUCCACGGCACGUUCGGCAGCUUCCUCAUGUGCGACGUGAGCGCCGCCGGCUUCGGCUACACGGAGCGCCACGACCUGAAGGUGGUGGACGCCCGGCGCAUCGUCCCCGAAGCCGCUUUCCAGGAGGUGAUGCGAGAGCGGCGGUGCGACGUGGACGCUGACUGUAUUUACGGAGCAGACUGCCACACCUCCUGCGACCUCACCAAACACCGCUGCACCACCGAGGUGACGCGGCCCAACUUAGCCAAAGCCUGUGGCGCCUUGAAGGAUUACCUUCUGAGGGGGGCGCCGUCGGACGUGAGGGAGGAGCUGGAGAAACAGCUGUAUGCCUGCAUCGCCCUGAAGGGGUCAACCGAGCAGAUGGAAAUGGAGCACUCCCUGAUCCUCAACAACCUGAAGACGCUGCUGUGGAAGAAGAUAUCCCACACCAAAGACUCCAAGUGAGACAUUCUGUCCCCCAGCGGGCGGGACAGAGGGACAGGAGUCUAAAUAAAAGCACAGAAACUGAAUGGCUUAAGAUAUGGUAAACCCAGUUUCAGCAGUCUGAUUAUCCUCCAGUUUUUAGAUGAUACACCACAACUACAGGACAGUCUCAGUAAGUUCAGAGCUCAGGGGAUCAGACUGAUUCAGCAGACUAAGGCCUAAAACUAUGACAUACUUCAUUCAACAUAUUUCAUAAUGCGUGAAUUCUGCGCACUACUGCAGGGGGCACUACAGUCACAGUCAUGUUCUCUUAUUCUGUAAACUUCAGCCAUUGCGUUUCUCUAUCUGACACAGACACUAAGAACCCAAAUACCAGAUCAUGCUGGUGCUUCUUCAUCAGUCUGAAAGAUUAUUGAAGAACAUGCUCUCUCUCUCUGAGUGGGUACAGUAGUACAGUAGGUGGCGCUCUCUCCCCUCAUCACUCCCAUUGUAAUGCUUCCAGGUAUAGGUAUCUGGGAUAGAAGGUAAAAUAUUACAUAGGAACCACUUAUUAAACAUGACAGUGAGAACAAAUCCUGUUGCCCCAUUGUGGAAAAAAGUAGAACAUAUAAUUUUUUUUUUUUUUUUGCCAAAAUUGUUAAAAAAAUAAUAAUUCACCAUUUAGUUUUGUCCAAUGCCGUUUCAUUGCCACAGGUCAUCAAAUACAGGGGCGUUUAAAAGAUUCUGAAUACUUUAGAAUUUUCUAUAUUCCUGCACUAAUUUAACCUAAUAUUUGAUUAGUUUUUUAAGUCCUAAAAUCAAAUAAAAUAAAUUAAACAAACAAAAAAAUCAGUAAUUUAUUUGUUGUGGGAAAUUGUCUAAUAUUACAUAAAUGUAAGUGGUUUAAGUAUGUGAGCCUUUAGGAUUAAGAGAGGUAGUGUUUCACUUUGUUUUAGACAGUGUUUUCAAUCAAUGGGACGAUAAUCAGGUUUUAUUUUUUAGAACAGCGAACAAAGUCUUAUUUUACACAUAAUGAAGUAGAUAUGUUUGGUUUAAAUAAGAAACAUGUUUUGCAAAAGGAAAACACUGCAUUCAAGCAUAAAUGUAUCAUGUUUUGGGUCUGUCUAUUUUGCUGCGUCUGGGCCAGGGUGGCUUGCCAUUUUUGAUAAUUAAACAAACAAACAAAAAAAUAUAUAUACAUAUAUUAUUAUUCCCGCAAAUUCUGGAGAGAGCUUAAUCUAUCAUGCAGCAAGACAACGACCCUAAGGGACUAAAAUUAAUCUACAGUUAAAGGAAACGUUUAAGCUCAGUUAUUGAUAAACAGGGGGAAUACCACAUACUAUUAUCUUCACUCACAAAUAUGAUAUAUUGGAUUAUUUUUCCUCAAUAAAUAAAUAAGCAAGUCUAAAAUUUGCUUUAUUUUUACUUACUUUUAGAAAGAGUAAGACUUUAAAGUUUUAGGCCAAAUUCAUGCAGAAAUAUAAAAUAUUAGUGUUCACAAACUUUUAAACACCACUAUAGGCCUGUAUGAGAAAGGAAUAUGUAAACUUUGCUGAACUUCUGCCUACUAAACCUGGUGAUUUGUAGGUAAGUAGAGUCAGGUGACUUGAAGAUGCUGACUGGUCCUGAUUGGAUAACAGAACCUUGUUCCAUAUUUCUACACUAAAAUCAAUAAGAUGAGGUAAAUCAAGUCAAUAGAAAGAACUGAAUUGUUUGAAUAAACACCAGAAUUGGUGCAAAUUAGGCACAGACUAAAAGCUAUUCAAAUUUUGCCCUUAUAAAAC